Messenger RNA from Aphanomyces invadans, 1149 nucleotides. RefSeq lists its product as hypothetical. The record is from RefSeq and is a predicted model, not a curated record. The coding region runs from base 1 to 1149 and encodes 382 amino acids. The transcript is spliced from 3 exons. NCBI's taxonomy places the organism in Eukaryota, Oomycota, Saprolegniomycetes, Saprolegniales, Verrucalvaceae.
AUGGCGCAAUGGGACUCUAACGUCCAAACCAAGGUAGUGGAAGCACGAGUGCAGCAUCGGGCACAGAGUGUCGUGCGUCGAAAUGGCAUGGUGUCACUCAAUCCUGGCGGAAACGAGCCCAUACCGGAAUAUCAAGACGAGGCGAGGCGAGUUCGGAUGCUGGAUACGUUGAUACACCAGACGGGCCAGGGCUGCGGCGGAUGGGACGCCACGGACCACGCAGCGUUCGUAGCGGUCUUGCGGCACUUGGGCUGGACAGACGUGACGCUGGCCAACCACUUGAAACACCACGAUGAAGGGUUUGACGCUCUACAAGUCGAGGCAGUGGUGCGCCGAUGCUGUUCUGGCAGCGGCGUCCUCACAAGCAAGUCCCCCGAUGCCAUUCGCACGCACUUGGACUGGUACUUCAGUCAUCUCAAGCUCGUCCACGAGAAGCGGCGGGCGAUCGCCACGUGGAAAGAUAAACGAGAUGAACAACGCCGAGCGUCGUCACUCGCCCCGUCCCCACCAACACAGCAGCCCAUGUUGGCCAGCGACAAAAUGGACGAACGUCGGGCGCGGGAGCUGGCAGACACCAAAGCUCAAGUGCGGGCAUGGCGCACCGAGCGGCGGAUGCAGGAGCAACAGGCCAACGAAACGAGAUCGAACCGACCACUGUCAUCGUCGGCCGAAGCCUUGAGGCGAUUGGAAACAAAACAAAAGGUUGCGUUGUACAAGCUCAAGAAGGAAGAAGAGCGAGCGAGGCAAGAAGCUGCCUCUGAAAUCGUUCGAAAAGCUUCCAUGGCGCGGCAGCCUUCCAAGAAGCAACUCCACAUCAUGUCCGAGACAGCGAUUGCGACGGCAAAAGCUCGACUGGACAAAAUUCAGUCUCACCAAGCUGCCAGCCAACAGGCUGCGGCUCUGCCUCAUCGGCCGAAGCUUCACUUAAAUAUGCCGACAGACUCGACGGCAGCCCAGCCGACCAAAUCGUCAACAGCUCGAGAGACCACGCCGGACGAAGUCCAAGAUAUGGCUGCUGCCCGUCGGGCGCUGGGAGCCCACGCAGCAUAUGUGCCAGGGUUAGCAGGGGCUCGUCAUGUCAAAGGAAAAAGUUUCGGGCAUGUGUCGAGUCAGCCACGACAGGUGCCGUCGUGGAGGGCAAUAAAAUAA